CGGCGUGACGUGUGACCAAAAUGGCGUGAGCACGCAGCGGGUUGACUGCGUCGGACGGCAUUCGGUGAUGCCUUCCCCUCGUAAGUAUCGUCGCGAUCGCCUUGUCUUUCGCUGUUCGUUAAUCGCGAGAAUGUUUAAAAUAUAUAUAUAGAUAUACAGAUUUCGCGAGACGCGUACAAUGCGACAGAUUCUCUUGACCAAAAUUCGAAUAUAUAUCCGCGCGUACCUCCCCGCCGACAUCGUGCUACGCUGUUCGCGAAAUGAUAUUUUGGCGAUAUUUCAACAUACUUUUCGAUUCUCUCUGUAGUUCGAACUCGUGCGGUUUGUUCAUGUCGCGAUACGAGGAAAUAAUAAUCGCAAAUUUUUCUCGAUUCGAAGUACGAAAUAGACAAAAGUACGGAGAAUGGCGGCGUUGAGGGGGGGGGGGGGGGAGCAACAGGUAGCGUCGCUUAUGACGGUAGCCGCGAAACUUGUCGCAGUUGUCGCGCGUCGCCGUAAAGUUGAUCGAGCGAUCUACAAAUUUUUAUCUCCAUUUUUUAAUUCAUUGCGUUACUAUCAGUCGUAUCACGGGCGCGAUUCGCGCGAACGAGAUCUCGCACGCGUUUUUUUUAUUCCUGCGUCCUUCGAUUUAACGGUAGACACUCGGCGCUAUUAGCCCGACAGUUCUUGUUUGAGCUCGAGUCAAGAUAGAAAGAUGCCAUUAGUGGUCGUGCGCGAUCGACGGGAGAGUUACGGGAGAGCCAUGUAGAGACAGAGCGAUACGCGAGUGAUAAUAGUUAAUCCUGCUCCGCGAAGUGUUGCGCGUGUGAUUAGUGCCAGAAAUCAAAAGUGAUAGCGAAGCGAAAGAGGACUGAGAGGAGGAGCAGGCCCGGGGUGGCAUCAGGCAACGGCGGGGCAACCGUGGUGCCAGGAAUCGAAAGCGAGAGAGGAGGAGCAGGCCUGGGAUGGCAUCAGGCAACGGCAAAGCAACCGUGGAUUACUCAUUACAACUCCGCUGCUGCGCUUCGAAGACUGGUGGAUUUUUUAAAAAGUGGGUCCAACCUAAUAAAACCCACCGGGCCCAUCUUGUCAAACCCUGCAUAAAAAUCACCCCAGACGAUAACCAUCUAACUUUCAUGCCGUGGCCGUCAUAUCCGUGCCGUUUCAACACACACGUGCGGUGGACAUCAUCGACAUAAAAGCGACGAGAGAGGAAACGAGAGAGUUGAAUGACUGCAGUCGGAGGCGGCAAGAAAUCAGCCCAGAUCAUCAUGGAUUGGACUCGGGGAAUCGGUUUGACCGGCUUGUUAUUGUUCUGCCUCGGACGGAUCGGGGAAACAAACGGCCUGAGGAUGCUGGAGCUGAUAGUGCCACAGCACGCGGUGUUCGGGCAAAAUGUAAGCCUCGAGUGCAACUUUAAUCUGGACGACGAGAAGCUGUACUCGGUCAAGUGGUACAAGGAUGGCAACGAGUUCUACCGAUUUGUACCUCAGGAAAAGCCACCUGUUCUGGUGUUCCUCCAUCCCGGUGUCACGCCAAUCGUUCACGACUCCACUCAACGAACGGUCGUCUUAAAUUCCGUAAACCUCAUGAGCACGGGACGCUACAGAUGCGAGGUUUCGGCGGAGGCGCCAUUCUUCCAGACCGUUUCCGACCAUUCGGAUAUGACAGUAAUCGCCCUACCGGAGGACGAGCCCGUUAUCACCGCGCGACCCGGGAAACAUCGUUAUCAAGUCGGCGACGUCGUGCGGUUCAAUUGCACUUCGGCGAAGUCGAAGCCACAUGCCACGCUCAGCUGGUUCAUCAACGGCGACCCCGUCGAGCAGCAGUUCUUGAGGCUCUACCCCGUCGACAUAGACCGGAACGAUCUGGAGACCUCCACACUCGGUCUAGAGUUCCGUCUGCGCUUGAAGCACUUCAAGAAGGGAGACUUGAAGAUCAAAUGCCUGGCGAGGAUAUAUACCGUAUAUUGGAAAUCGAAUGAGCUCAGCAUAGAGGGUGAGAGGCCUCUGAAGAUACCGGUAAUGGAGAGCAGGGAGACAAGGGCGCAAGGGCACACGCACGCCGAGCAUAUCCUAGCGAAUGGAAGUAGAGCGUUAGGAGGACCAUGCGUUGUGCUGGUGAUCAUGGGUUUACUGAUGCUGCGGUAAGGAUUAAGGAUACCACUCGCCCUUCGUGCUCACCCUCUAGGCCUGUGGAAGCCACUCUCGUAACGCGAUAUGAUUACAUAAUAUAAAAUUAUCCAUGUUGUUUAUAUUUUUUAUAAUUGCAAUUAGUGGAGUUAGAGAGUCACGUAAUAAUCGUAGGCAGACGACACACUAUCGAACUAUGUUAGACUUUACUCGAAUGAAUGAGGGGAAGUUUUCGUUGUAAAGAAACGAUAUGGAUUCGUUUUUUUUUCCAGGGCUAAUAUAUGAAAAAAAAAAAAAAAAAAAUUAUCGGAAUUUUGCGACGAUUUGGUUGUUCCACAUUUUUGCGUAACAUAAAUUACAGCGUUUUGCGUAUACAUAUCUUGCGUAUAGUGCGUGAGAGACACGACAAGUCUGUUGUUCCAUUAUCAUAUAUAUUCAUUGAAAGGUUAUAUGCACUGCCACGUACUGAUCUUGUUCAUCGUGAAAAUUUGGAAUUGUGACUUUUUUACAUUGCUUGCGAUGACUCAUGCGUAAAGUACAUAAAUCAAUUUCUUCAGGUGCACAUACGCGCGUGUAUACUUCGUCUACUACUAUUCGUUGUGUAUGGCUAACGCAUAUCUGCCGUGCAAACUGUGGCGCGUUUUAUUGAAUUUUCAUUAACCAUGCCACGUCUGUGGAGCGAUAGAACGCACAAGUGCGUUUUACUGAGUUUCAAGACAAUAUAAUAUUAACGAUUUAACUGUAACGCGAAGAAAUUCUCUGCAAAUUCUCGAAUUGAACAUCGGCAUGCAGUUUAUGCUAUUAAGAAAUUUUUUAGUCUCGUUAUUUUUUUAUUAAAUAUAUUUACUAAAAAAAAAAGAUUAGAUACUUAAAAAUAUCUAUGUCAUUUUAUUCGAUAAGAUUAACUCAUCGGUAUGUACAUACUGCACGUGUUCGAUUGCAGAUAUUUAGUUAAGAAAACGGGGACGCACACGAUGCUGUACUUACACGCCGCGCGUGUGUGUGCCUCUGUAAAUCAAUAAAAUAAACACGAAUCGAGAAUCUAGUAGUACAUAUGUACAACCAAGUAGAGGCAGCGACGCAACGCAAACAAAACAAAUCGUCGUUUCUGUUCGCUACCAUACAGUACAGCCCUUAACGAUCUAGUCGCUAUUAAUCGUAUGUUAACAAGAUAAUAUCCUAGGAAUAAUUGUAUGACGUGUGUGACUGUGUAGCGUGCGUUUACCAAAGAUUUUCGAACUUUUCACGCUAAGCUUUCCUAAUUGUUAAUUAAUCAUCACACGGUGACACGGUGUGUAGAGGUUUCGUAAAUGAAACUUGCCACAUUCUUUAUCUAUGGUAGCUGUAAAGACACUCGCUCUUGUACAUAUGUAUAUCGUUCCAAGGUAACACGCUGUAAUAUCAAUAUUAUAAAGAAAAAUGAUAUCGUUAAUCUUUAACCUGCAGAAAUAUUUUCUUUAGUAAAUCGCGUAAAUCUCUCCCAAAAUGUACUGUACAUCGAUCUAAUAAAACUGUAAUGAAAGAUA
This is a messenger RNA of Wasmannia auropunctata (little fire ant), 3637 nucleotides long. RefSeq lists its product as uncharacterized. The record is from RefSeq and is a predicted model, not a curated record. NCBI's taxonomy places the organism in Eukaryota, Metazoa, Arthropoda, Insecta, Hymenoptera, Formicidae. The transcript is spliced from 10 exons. The coding region runs from base 1209 to 2129 and encodes 306 amino acids.